AUGUCCCUAGAUGAAAACGCCGAUAGUGGCAGCUUCCACGGCAACUCAUCAGCUUUAUCGGAUGUGGCACUUGGGCUCAGCAGGAACUUUGUACGACUCGAUGCGACACAAUUUUUUGCGCGAACCUGGGAGCCGACGUUCAUUGCCUGGACAACGCUUUUGAGCAUUACGCAAAUAAUGCCGAGUGUCCCGCUUACAGUCGACAGCCUCGCCCCGGCUGUACGUGCCCUAGACGGAGUCAUUAGCGGCAAGGAUGACCCAUACCUUCCUCCUAGAUUUGGACAUGUACAUCUAUUCCACUUUCUGGGAUCACUGAAGAGCAGAAUAGAGCGGGAUAAAAAGUGUGGCUUUAUUGAGGCAAAAAAUCACGUUACCAAUGCUGCACUAGCAUAUGAGUUCUAUCGUAACGCGCAAGACAACCCCACCACCACAAGCCGUUUGCGUCGUCUCAGACUCAUAGGAAACCGCUGGAAAGACGCUGUUGGCUCCUCACCAUUCCUAUUGCUAGCGUUCUCCAAAACCGCGGAAUCCUUUGCAAAAUACCCUUCAAAAGCAGACAACAACACAUUUCGAAGCCUGGUUCUGAAGGCUUCAAAUGAUAUGCCGGAGGAGCUGAAGAACGUUUGCCACGAGCUAUCCAUUAUUGCCGAACAUGAGGCUGCCAACAAUUCGUCCCCUGAUGACAUACUAAAGAGUGGGCUGAGGGAUUGUGUGAAAGAAUGUCUCUUGAGGCCCGAAUGA
Molecule: messenger RNA, 741 nt
Organism: Beauveria bassiana ARSEF 2860
Lineage: Eukaryota; Fungi; Ascomycota; Sordariomycetes; Hypocreales; Cordycipitaceae
Exons: 3
Coding region: 1-741 (246 amino acids)
Source: RefSeq, a predicted model, not a curated record